Molecule: messenger RNA, 2604 nt
Organism: Phytophthora sojae
Lineage: Eukaryota; Oomycota; Peronosporomycetes; Peronosporales; Peronosporaceae
Exons: 4
Coding region: 1-2604 (867 amino acids)
Source: RefSeq, a predicted model, not a curated record
AUGACGAUCACGGGCGCGGCACCGGCGCAUUACGACCCGAACUUCGCCUGUUGUGGCGGCUGCUCCUCGUCCAAGCGCGCGGACGCGUACAAUGACAAACUGGCCACGGGGUCGCUCGUGUUCAUCUGGGACAUCAAGCUCAAGACGGACCCGCAGCCGGUGUGCACGCUCACGUUUCCGUACGACCCAGCGCUGAAUGAGCAGGUUGGAGAGCGGAGAGUGAGAAGUGGGCGCUUGGUUGGCACGAGUUACCCGAUCGACAACGACUACGAUUACCUCUGCUGCGAACAACGAGGGCAGUGCCUCGCACUAAACGAAGACGCGUCGGGCAAAUGUCAGUGCGUCAAACGCUGGGGGUUCACAGGUGAUCACUGCCAGGACAGCGUGUAUGACAUCGCGGAGGUUGCUAACGCAAAAGUGUUCCCGAACGCAACCAACUUGUCGUCUGUGGACCAUUUGUUACCAGACCUCCGUGCGUACUUACUCUCAUUCGACUACGACUCAGCCAUCAGCAGUGCUUCCACAUCGGACACUUCGUCAGGAUUUCUCGAUAUUUUGGAAACGGGUUCCUACCGGCAGUUUGGCUGGGCUACGACGGCCUACUUCGUCCUCGCGGCGGCAUUUUUUGCGAUUUCAUUUAUUUUUCAUCUUUUGUGGACAUUUUGUUUCUUCAAAUGCGGGUGUCGUCGGCGCAAUCCUCUCGAGAAGCCAAAAAUCUACAGCAAGCUGCAGAAAAUUGUGUGGGGCACUUUCAUGACAUUGUUUCUCCUCCUGGGCUCGGCGACGGCUAUCAUGACUUUGUUCGUGCUGCACAACGACAUCGAACCGCUUGUAGCAAAAGUGUUCACACUCCUGAACGACACAUUCCCAAGUAAUUUGUCCACAUUUGAGGAAAACUUCCUGUCGCCAAUGGAUGAACUCCUCGCAGAUGGAUACGAGGACUCCAAUGGAGAAUCGUUCCUCCUUCCAGACAUUCAGGAACGUUCACUCACAGACUUGGAAUUGCACGUAUUCUUGGACAAGCAGAGCUACGCGGAGGACGUCAUAGGCAAUCCCGUGUUCGAUCUUCUCGACCCUCUUACCAGCUACUCUGUGCUUUAUCCAACAGUCAACAACGACUCAGUGGACUGCGAGUACAUGAACAUUACGCAGCCGAGCGAACUCUCUCGAAUGACAAUAGGAGGACAAACGGGCUGCUUCAAGUGCAAAACGUGCUUAACCAUCGUGGAUCUCGUAUCUGAAGCUAAGACGUCCUGGCGUAAAAAUAUUUUUGAGGUGCAGAUCGACAUGCUUACGGCUAAGCACCAGCUUGAAGAUUUCAGUUUAGCACGUAAAACACUCACGCCUGCAAUCCAAAGUUUCCUCGACAGAAUGCACCUUAUGUGCAGUGACUUCCUCGUAGUGAACGGAAGGCUUACUUCUGGGUACGACACUGUUGCAAGUGAGAUUCGACAAUUCUCACUGUUCGGCCUGUACGCUCUCUGUGGCCUGUGCGGAGUUGCUUUUAUCCUUACGAUAAGCGCCUUCGCCCAUGGAAUCUUGACCGGUCGGCGAAAGGUUGGGCGUGCUGCGUGCAUCUUCUCUGAGAUCGCGUUCUUGGUGGCUCUGAUUCUCGUCGGACUGCUCUACACUAUGAGUGUCAUGGCGCAGGAUGCGAUAAUCGUCCUGCAACGUCUUGAUCAGAACACGUACGCUUUUCUGCCUUCUACACAGUCUGCCGAGGAUGUGAACAGGCUUCUCUUCGAUCAAAACUUCGUAGAGGCAACCGAUAUGGUGGAGACUCUGGCAUUCAGCGAUACCAUUCGCGUCCCGCCACACCCAACGCCAGCGAACGAUGAUCCUGAUCGAUUCAGCUUCACUGCGUUGUAUGACAUGCCGAAACUCUUUGCCUUGGAGAAACUUACUGCGGAUUCGGACCAAGCAUUAGUCGAGCUGUUUGCAUGGAGCCAAGACUUUGCAGAGUCCCACUACGACCAACUUAAAGUGCUGGCCUUGUCAGAUUCCGAUGUCCCCACUCCCUACAAUGCAACACUUCAUCAAGACUUGCUCAACUCGACAGUACAAACGCUAAUGGACCCAGACGGCGACGGCGAGCUUGUGACUGCAGACGACCUAUUGACCAUCCAGACCGUCUUCAACGAGAGCUGGCGGGGCGUCCCUGACGAAGGAGUCUCCAUUAACAAGGAUAUCCAAUCCGAAUGGCUGGUCGUCGCGCAGUUGUACUUCCAGAAGCAGAAACUCGAAUCUUACGUCGCUGCCGUCUCCAGCUUCAUCGCCAAAAUCCAUCCCCUUCUCGACGACCUACGGGUGAAGACCGAGGCAAUGGAAGACGCCGAGUUCCAGCUCAAGAUGCCGGUCGAGUUCGUGACCGACUCCGUCCGCUCCAGCAAGCUCGGCGACUGCAACUACAACGGCAACUGUGCUUGGUUCCGAGCUGCACUGAACGAGCUGUUCGAGCUUUUCCAGCAGAUUCUGCUCAAGGCCGAGCGCGCCUCCAUCACCUGCGCCGUGAGUGCAGUCGCUCUCUUGCUCGCAGUGCUGAGCACCAACGCAUUCACGUCUCGGCAGCGGCGGGUCGUGGUCAAAGUGUACUCGUCCAACUAG